AAAAAAAAGGAAAAAGAGCAAACUACACAAGUCUCACAAACACAACACAAGAAAGGAAAUUGAAAUCUCACUAGAAACUUUUCAGACUUUCCCAAAACAAAUUCCCGCCUUCCAUUGAAAAUCCAAUAAUCUCUCUACCCAUCAUUAUCCCAAAAAGUUCUCCCGUCUUUCGGUUUGGCUCCGCCUCAUAUCUCCUUCUCAAAAUUUCUCUGCCAACCAGAGCCAGAGGAGAAAGUAGUAGUAGACAUGGAUUUUGCUCUUCCAUCUCCUAGUUCCAAAAUUCAGAAGCUUGUGAAAGGAGGGGACGAGGGUGAGGACAAAGAUAUAAUCAGCAAAUUACCUGACAGCAUUCUUCUUUACAUUCUCUCAUUUCUCCUGACCAAGGAUGCAGUACGAACAUCUAUCUUAUCAACAAAAUGGCGUUACUUGUGGACUGGUAUGUCAAACUUUGAUUUUAAUGACGAUUUGUCUUACGAGAAGACGAAAGAAAAAAAUAUAGAGCUGGGGACGUGUUUGCUUAAAUUGGUGGAUAGAGUACUCCUUCAUGAUUCUGCACAUAUACAAAAAUUGCGUCUAUCAUUUGAUAUGCCUGUCAGACUGAUCCGUCCUUAUUUGUGGGUAAAAUUUGCAGUAAUGCGUAAUGUUCAGGAGCUUGAUCUUUCUCUACCCGUAAGAGCAACCUUUUUGUUGCACUCUAGCCUUUUUACUUCUAAAUCAUUGAGUAAAUUGCAGUUAUACAUGGACUGCGUUUUAAGGCUUCCAAGUUCCAUUUGCUUCUCAGCCCUCAAGAUGUUACAUAUUUCAGUUACAUUUUUGGAUGACCAGUCCUGCCAAGAACUUUUUUCUGGCUGCCCAGUCCUCCAAGAGUUGGUCUUAUACAGUUGUGUAUAUAAGAAUAUCAAGAGUGUCACCAUUUCUAUUCCAACCUUAAGGAGGUUGACCAUCUAUGAGUGCCAUUCAGCUCCAGAUGAUUUCCUUAAUUGUGAGAUCAAGGUUUAUGCGACAAACCUUAUAUCUCUAAGCUGCCAAACUUAUUUAACAGUUGACCUUUCGUUUUGUAACCUCUCUUCAUUGGUUGAUGCAUUUGUUGAUGUCACAAACUGGAAUGAUAAGCUACAGGCUGCUCACCGUGCACUCAAACUACUUGCUGGAAUACAGGGUGUCAAGUCUCUUAGAAUAUCAAAUGAAACCCUCUUUUGUGUCUCCUAUGCAGAAAACAUUCGCGCUCAUAUUCCUACGUUCCACAAUUUGACGCGAUUGGAGGUGUAUGUGGAACCUUCUGCUGAUCCUGGUGAAUAUACUGAUGAAACGCUGAUGGACAUUCUUCAAAAAACACCUAGUCUAGAGUCUCUAGACAUACCUGAGGUGGAAGUAUUAGUGAUGGAUUCUGCUCUUCCACCACCCAGUUCCAAAAUUCAGAAGCUUGUGAAAGGACAGGAUGAGGGUGAGGGCAAAGAUAUAAUCAGAAAAUUACCUGACAGCAUUCUUCAUUAUGUUCUCUCAUUCUUCCCUGCCAAGGAUGCAGUAAGAACUUCUAUCUUAUCAACAAAAUGGAGGUACUUGUGGACCGGUAUGUCAAACUUUGAUUUUGAUGAUGAGUUGUGUUUUGGGAAGACAAAUAAUAAAAAGUUUGAGCUAGGGACGUGCUUGCUUAAUUUGGUGGAUAGGGUACUCCUUCAUGAUGCUGCACAUAUACAAAAAUUGCGUCUAUCUCUAUUAUUUAUGAUGCAUGUCAGUGCAUUCCGUUCUUAUUUGUGGAUUUAUUCUGUGAUAAAGCAUAAUGUUCAGGAGCUUGAUCUUUGUCUACCUAUAAGAACAACCAUUUUGUUGCCCCCUAGCCUUUUUACUUCCAAAUCAUUAUGUACUCAUGGACUCCAGUGUUUUAAAGGUUCUGAGUUCUGUUUGCUUCUCAGGCAUCAAGAUCUUACAUCUUUCAUCUGUUACAUUUUUGGAUGACCAGUCCUGCCAACAACAUUUUUUGGCUGUCCGGUCCUCCAAGAGUUGGUCUUAUACGAAUGUGUAUGGAAUAAUAUCAACAGUAUCACCAUUUCUAUUCCAACUUUAAGAAGGUUGACCAUCUACGAAGACCUUUUGGCUCGAUUACAGUUGCUUGAUAGUGAGAUCAAAAUCUAUGCGAUAGACCUGAUAUCUCUAAACUGCGAAACUUAUUUAACAGCUGACUUUUUAUUUUGUAACAUAUCUUCAUUGGUUGAUGCAUCUGUCGAUUUCACAAACUUGAGUUCUGUGCCGCAAGCUGUUCACCGUGUAGUUAAACUACUAGUUGGAAUUCAAGGUGUCAAGUCUCUUAGAAUAUCAAAUGCAACCCUUCGUUUUGUCUCCCGUGCAAAUAACUUCCUAGCUCAUCUACCUAUAUUCCACAAUUUGAUGCAUUUGGAGGUGUAUGUGGAACCCUCUGCUGAUCCUGGUGAAUAUACUGAAGAAAUACUGAUGGACUUGCUUCAAAAAACUCCUAAUCUAGAGUCUCUAGACAUUCCUGAGGUAGAUUUUUAAAUGUCAGUAUUUUCAAGUCUAAACGCAACUGAAAUAAAAGUGGCCUCCAUUUUUAUGAAUGGUUUCUUAAUGUCAUUUAGGACUGCACCCAAACACUUGCUUGAUUGGGGAUUAUUGGAAAUUGAACUCGGUACUGCAUUGUUUGAGAUCUUGUCUCAAGGAGUUCAGCAUCUCAAAUUUUAGCGGAAAAGUAGUUGAAAUAGAAUUGCUAAAAUAUUUGUUAAAGAGUGCAACCAUUUUGGUGAAGAUGAUGAUUUAUUGUUCAGAGACCUUAGAAGCAGAUUUGAAGAGGCAAGAGGAGAUCAGCAAUCAGUUACAGAUACUUAGAGAGGGCUUAGUGAGUUGCAUAAUUGAGUUCUUGUAAAAUUGUGGAGAUUUCCCUGAAAACUCAAUACUUCUCACAACAUCCUUUAAUUGAUUUUUGUACUUUCAUAAUUUAGUUUACAAGAUGAGUUGUGGUCCUCAGUCCAUCUGAUUCUUAUUUUCCAAUAUUUUCAUAGGCUCCCAUGAUCAAUGUGCUUUGCUGUGUGUUUUCCUUCUUUUUAUGGGUUAUGAAUGCCUAAUUGCUCUGAUUCUUGGCACUUAAAUGGGUGUAUUGGUUUUUUAAAAUAAGUUGGUCUUUGGUUUUAA
Messenger RNA from Quercus robur (English oak), 3141 nucleotides. RefSeq names its product F-box/LRR-repeat protein At4g14103-like. NCBI's taxonomy places the organism in Eukaryota, Viridiplantae, Streptophyta, Magnoliopsida, Fagales, Fagaceae. The coding region runs from base 247 to 1956 and encodes 569 amino acids. Gene Ontology annotation, molecular function: protein binding. The record is from RefSeq and is a predicted model, not a curated record. The transcript has 5 exons.